AUGGACGAACACGAAAUUAACAAUCUGGAACAAAUUAGAAACGCCAUUUUGAGAAAGAAUGAAAAAGGGGGGCAUCACUACACAUCUGUGAUUAAUACCAUCCUAUUAGUUGCCCAUUUUGUUCUGUAUGCCUCAAUCGUCUUUGUGCACUUCUCACAUCGGAAUGAUGAUUUUACGACCUGCUUCCACGAAGCCUUCUCCUCUGUCGUUAAGAAUGAGUAUGUCAGUACUCCUGACAUAGUAGUCAUUCAGACGGAACUCUCUGACAUGAUACAAGUGUUCAACUAUGGUCGAGUGGGUUUUUUGAAAUAUGAGUUGGAGGGGAGCAAGAAUUACGCCUUGUCUUUUUAUAACGCGAGUGCCAAUACAUAUGUAGAGUACUCAGUUGCGUUCCACGAGCUAUUCAAUUCGACGAUCUUCAAAUGGCAAUCGAGCAUAAGCAUUCGCCACUGCUACCACUGGUAUGAGUGGGUCCUGUUCCUCUUCCUUAACAUGAGCGCAGUGGUGGUGGCCUAUCGGAGGUGCAUAAUGAACAUCCUGCACUUCUUCCUAGUUGCCCUCAUCGACCUGAGCAUCCUCUACGAGCAAUUUAUAGGAACGGUUGAGAAUUUCUCUGUGCACGAAAAAGGCGUCGAUCUGCUAAUCUGCUCCUACUACCUUCUCCUCAUUUUAAACGUCUUGAAAAAAUUGUCCACUCACUGGAAGGUCCUUGUCAUCCCGGUGCAAAUAAUUCAGACAACUGUUCAGCAGAACUACAUGCUGCUUCUCUUUCUCCUGAGCUUCCUCCCGCUGAUACUCAUUAAUUAUUUUUCUAGCGGGGAGAAGUUCCAGGGCUACUUCAGCUCCGUCUUCAUCUUCCAAGAUGACUCAAAAUACAAGAACGAAUUUGUAUACAACUUUUUUGUUGUUAUAAUAUACAGCUUCUUCUUUGUGCCCAUGAUUACAGUUGCGUCUACCGCGACUACCUUUUUGCUGAUAAACAAUCAUAGGGACCCUUUCGAGUUUAAACCUCGAAGUUGUCAUCUAUGGGUCAAACUAAGGGAGUACUUUUUUUUCCUCAAGGAGAAAAAUCAGAGAGUAAAAAAGAGAGGAGCUGUGCUGAGAGAGAAAAAGAAGAAAAUAAAAAUAGACAUCCUCAAGAUUGGCAGCGUGAUUCUUUUUUUUCUUUUUCUUAUAUUUUUUGUGCUGAAAAUAUUUUUUGACCAGAAUACGAUGACCCACCUUGAGGCGCAUUACGCGCACCAGCUGGAGGCGCCCUUCGUUACGAAGGCGGGAGGGGAAAAAUCCUUCGACACGCUGACGCAGCCGUCCGAGUAUCUACAGUUCCUCAGCGCCGUCGUGAUAGAUAACAUAAUGAGAAAUAAGAAAAACCUGGACAAUAAAAAGCUGUUUAAACUGGAAGCGGCCUUCGAGGGACAGAACAUCUUUGUGUACGAAGACGUCUUCCACAUUUUCCCCUAUGACGUGUUGGUGAAGAUAAGCGAUGGGGAGGCAGUGUCGGAAGAAAUAGCCGUGGAGAAUCCCCUGCUUUCAGACGCGCCCGCCACGGACGCGCACGCACUGCGCCAGUACGAAGACACGUUUGACAACAGAAAGGAAGCCAUAAAACACUACGACGCGUAUUCCCUACUGUACAACUUUGAGAACAGCCUGUUCAUUCUAUUAAAUGCGUCCUUCAACGUCCAGAGCAACGGCCUGUUCAGACAAACCAAAGACGUCUUCAUACAGGAGAUGAACGAAUUUAAAAACGCGCAGUACAGAACUAAACUGAUCAUUUUGAUAUUCCUCUUAAUCGCAACAGCGGGUUAUUUGCUACUAGUAAUGUACACGCUGUAUUAUAUGCGGAAUCGAUUCUUCCUGCUGUGCUUUGGCUUCUUCUUUGCCAUUUGUGUUUGCUUCUUUUCAUUUAAUUUUAUGACACUGAAAUCUAUGAGUCACUCGUAUGACUACAUUGAGCAUAUAAAGGACAGGAACAUUGCAGACACGUUUUAUCUGAACAAGCUGGGGAAAUUCAAGUCACUGCUGGAGGAUUUGUUACGGAUAAAGGGGUGCAAAUUUUACGAGAAUUUCUUUUGUCACAUUAUUCUUGUCACAAUCGUGCUGAAGAUUUAUUGCUUUUUCUUUUUUAACUAUUUUCUUUCAUUUAUCAAGUACAAGUUUCACUUCCUCUUCGUGACGGCGUCGGUGUUCAUCUUCGUCUCGUUGACGUCCCUCUUGAGCUCUUACACCUACUCUAACACAAGCAUAGGCCUUCAAAAAUGGACGAUGCUGUUUUACCACGUCCAGACGAGCAAAAAGUACUUCGCCUAUGAGCUGCUAAUUAGUUUCAUUUUCUUUUUCUUCCUCUUCUACAUCACGUCGAUAUAUUUGUAUAUUUUUUUAAAAAAAAAUGAAAACAAGGUAACAGUUAAGCUCAAGGAAAGUCAGGAGAAUUCACUUCCCUUUGACGACCUAGUCCUUGACGAUCAUGACAUUUUGCUCCACUUCAAGGCCAUCCUCUACACCAUAGACAAGACAUUCGAAAAGGUGAGAAUACUAAAGGAGAGGUAUGAGGUAGGCCAAUUAUUAAAUCAGCAAAUAGAGUGGUAUAAUCAGUACUGCUAUCAGAAGGCUUUACAGGAAAAUGCGCUAAAUUGGUAUGGCCCCAAUGGAUGUGUGCCGCAGGAGGGGGGUCACUUCCCGUGUCACUUGGUCCAGGCGCCUUAUCCUAGUUGUUGGUAUGAUUGCGGAGUCGCAUCCCAAGUGGAGAGUGCAGCCCAAGUAGGGAGCGCUGCCGUGGUGCACAGGGAGGUGAGGAGUGACCAGGGUGGGGGUCGUCCUUCCAGUCAUACCUCACCACUCAACCAGGGUGGGGGUCAUCUUUCCAGUCAUACCGUACCAUCCAACCAGGGUGGUGACCUCGAAACGAACUCCCAAGAAAUGAACACGCAGCGAUUGCAAGGUGAAGAAAGAGGAGAUGUCUCAAGAGAUGAAUCAAGUCUGCGCGAAGACGAGGAAGUCGACGCGGUGGUCCCGUGUUCAGAAAACUACAACGAAGUUGAAAUGGUCCAGAAAACACAGAACAUGCACUUGUUUUUCACGAAGCUGCUGAAUGGGAAGUAUGACUUUGGCUUUUUGCAUAAGCGACAGGGGCAGAAUGCAGUGGGUGCCGCGAAUCCAGUGGAUAGAAAGCGCCACAAUCGACAGCCCCCAAAGAGGCUGUUGAAUUUCUUCAGAAAAGGGGUCUACGACAAGACAGCACUCCGGAGGAGGGAUAAAAAAAAGGAACAGAACAGAACCAAACUGAAACACAUGCUAUCCAAUUUGAUUGACGAUUUGGCUAGUAUCGAAAAAAUAAAAGUGUCACUCACGUAUGUCCUAUUUUUGAAGAUAAAGCGACACAUCCUGAUGAGGAACAUACGCCAAGUGAACAGAGUAACGGGCGAACUGAAGGCCGAGUACCAAAACCGAGUGCUCUACAAGAAGCACCUCAUCAAUAUGCAGCGGAAGAUGGCCAACGAGAUCGAUGAGAUGGAACGGGACAUACUGAUACGGAACAAGCUGAAGGGAACCCUCAUCCGUGUCAUAGACGACGGAACGUUCUACCAGAAGGAUGAGAAGGUCGAAAAGGAGAUUAAUAACCCCUCGAAGUCGACACCACAAUCUGGCCCCGGCGCAUUGGAAGAACCGAUACUUCCAGGGAAGCAACAAAAAGGAUGUGAGGCAACAAACAUGAAGUGA
Messenger RNA from Plasmodium inui San Antonio 1, 3720 nucleotides. RefSeq lists its product as hypothetical. The transcript is spliced from 13 exons. Bases 1 to 3720 code for a protein of 1239 amino acids. Lineage: Eukaryota; Apicomplexa; Aconoidasida; Haemosporida; Plasmodiidae. The record is from RefSeq and is a predicted model, not a curated record.